GCCUAGAUUCCAGAUCUUAAACGAAUGUGGAAGAGAUAAUAGUAAUAAUCGGCGAAGAAUUGUUGGCUCUCGCUAAGAUAUGCACACGUACCAGAACGAAAGUCUAAAGUCACCUUAUCUUAUCAAGCCAAGUGUCACUUUACGAUACUCAAUUUCAGCUAUUAUUGUUUUACGGUAUAAUUGGAUGUUUCUUUCUUUGCAACUACUUGAAAGGCUAGAAAUGACCCUCAGGUGUCGAAGUACAUGUUUGACAUAGAGUGUCCAAAAAGGAAAUCCCUCCUCGGUAUGAAAAAACCUUAUCAGCGUCGCCGCACCGG
This is a messenger RNA of Pichia membranifaciens NRRL Y-2026, 317 nucleotides long. RefSeq lists its product as hypothetical. The record is from RefSeq and is a predicted model, not a curated record. The transcript has a single exon. Bases 80 to 256 code for a protein of 58 amino acids. NCBI's taxonomy places the organism in Eukaryota, Fungi, Ascomycota, Pichiomycetes, Pichiales, Pichiaceae.